Molecule: messenger RNA, 1812 nt
Organism: Podospora anserina S mat+
Lineage: Eukaryota; Fungi; Ascomycota; Sordariomycetes; Sordariales; Podosporaceae
Exons: 2
Coding region: 1-1812 (603 amino acids)
Biological process (GO): positive regulation of ubiquitin protein ligase activity; positive regulation of anaphase-promoting complex-dependent catabolic process; anaphase-promoting complex-dependent catabolic process
Cellular component (GO): anaphase-promoting complex
Molecular function (GO): protein binding; anaphase-promoting complex binding; ubiquitin ligase activator activity
Source: RefSeq, a predicted model, not a curated record
AUGGGUAUCAACGGCGACGUUUCAAACGGCGCUGCAUUAUCUCCCACCAUGAAGAGGCCAAUCCAGGAGUCACACAGUUCGGCCGCCGCCAGUCCAAGGUUGUCGACGCCUCCCCCGCCAGGGGAACGUCUAAAGGUGGAACCGUCGCAUGCCGGAAGCUCGAGAAAUGGACGGUCGAGUUCAAGAUCCACCGACAUUGGACUGGAUGCCGUCGACCACGCGCUGCGGCGGGAAAUCGGUCGGCAGCACCGAGAAAGCACACCUGGAGCUAGUCCGAGUAGGAAACGGCAAAGGAUCAACGGUGACCGGUAUGUUGAUUUUUUGACUUUUUUUUCAUCUGUUCUUGUUGCUGACUGGUCGCUCAUAGCUUUAUUCCCACGCGGUCUGGCCAAGACCUCCAGGCAAGUUUCAGUCUCUUGCAUGAAGAUGGGUCGCCCGCGACCCCAUCAAGACAAAAGAAGCGGACCCCGCAUGGGGAGCUUCACUAUCAGAGAAUUGUUUGAGAAUUCGAUACCACAGGUGUCACCGCCUUCCAUGUCACCAGAGCACAACAGGCUCUCCCACGGCCAUGCCACCAGAUCACACACCCCACCAAACGGGCCACCACCAUCAUCUUUGCCAUCAAAUUUGACACCAUCCACACCACACAAGAAUCUGUUCUCCUACAUGUCGCCUCGUCACAGCAUUGCAGGCCAUCCAACACCUUCAAGGACGCCACAAAGUCGACACGGGCCCAACUUGGACACCCGGUCCGAAGUGUACAGCUUAUCGCCAGUGAGAUAUGGGAGUCAGCAACUGCUCCUCAGCCCACGGCGACAACCGCGUGCCGUGAGCAAGGUUCCGUAUAAGGUGUUGGAUGCUCCCGAGCUCGCAGAUGACUUUUACCUCAACCUCGUUGACUGGGGCAACGCAAAUGUAUUAGGCGUCGGCCUGGGAUCGAGCGUGUACAUGUGGAACGCCCAGACCAGUCGCGUCAACAAGCUCUGCACGUUAGAAGACGACACCGUUACGAGCGUGUCGUGGAUACAAAAGGGCACACACAUUGCCAUCGGAACUGGAAAGGGCCUAGUGCAAAUCUGGGAUGCGGAGCGGCAGCGAAGGUUGAGGACUAUGGUAGGCCACACUAACCGUGUGGGUGCUCUGGCCUGGAACACGCACAUCCUCACCUCUGGCUCGCGGGAUCGGUCCAUAUACCACCGUGAUGUGCGAGCCCCAGAUCCGUGGAUGAGGAAGCUAGUCGGGCACAAGCAGGAAGUGUGCGGACUAAAAUGGAAUUGCGAGGAUGGGCAGCUGGCGAGUGGAGGGAACGACAACAAACUAAUGGUCUGGGAUAAGCUCUCGGACUCGCCACUGUGGAAGUUUUCGGACCACACCGCCGCGGUGAAGGCGAUUGCUUGGAGCCCUCACCAACGUGGACUGUUGGCUUCCGGUGGCGGUACGGCCGACCGCCGGAUCAUUUUCCACGAUACGGUGAGGGGGACCGUUGUCAAUGAGAUUGACACGGGGAGCCAGGUUUGCAACUUGGCGUGGAGCAAGAACUCAAACGAGAUUGUCUCGACGCAUGGGUACAGCCAGAACCAGAUUGUGGUGUGGAAGUACCCGAGCAUGACGCAGGUGGCGAGUUUGACGGGGCACACUUAUCGGGUGCUGUACCUGGCUAUGAGCCCGGACGGGAGGGUGGUGGUCACGGGGGCGGGGGACGAGACGUUGAGGUUUUGGAACGUGUUUGGGAAGAGGGGUGGGAGGAUGGGGGUGGAUGGGGAGGGGGGCGGGGGAAGUAUAAGGUUGCAGGAGUGGGGGGUAAUUAGGUGA